This is a messenger RNA of Priapulus caudatus, 2682 nucleotides long. RefSeq names its product calcium channel flower-like. Bases 238 to 831 code for a protein of 197 amino acids. Gene Ontology annotation, cellular component: membrane. The transcript has 6 exons. Gene Ontology annotation, biological process: vesicle-mediated transport. Lineage: Eukaryota; Metazoa; Priapulida; Priapulimorpha; Priapulimorphida; Priapulidae. The record is from RefSeq and is a predicted model, not a curated record.
UUUUUUAAAGGAGUAAAUUUUUAUUUAGCCUUUAGGUGGUUACUAAUUGCCGGUAUACUCUAACCUUUAUGUUUAGUGAAUUAUAAAUGAUGACAUCCAUUCGCCUGUGAUAAUGCUAUAGUGUACGCCAGCACACUUGAUUUACAAUCAAGCGGCCCCACCUUGGAGUCAGUGAUUGAAAGAAACAGUACACGACACAGCUACAGGUAAGGGCUUUAAAAUAUCAGAAAUUACAAGAUGGGACAAGCAGCCAGUAGUGCAGUGGUUGCAGCAAAAGAGGACCAGAAUGACAGCAACCCUGAGGUAGCAUGGUGGUGCAAGCUAAUUGCACGUGGUUUAGCUACGCUCGGAGCAAUAAUUGCAAUCUUUACAGGAAUAUGGGCACUCGUAACAUUGACGCCACUGUGUUUAGUGGCUGGUAUAUGGCAAGUUCUUUUAGGCUGCAUGGUGCUCAUGUUUGAGUGCCCAUACUGCUGCCUGUUCUUCAGCCUUGUGAAGAAAGUGUCUGCAUUUGCAGAUAAGAGAACAUAUUGGCAAAAAGCACUUAUUUAUGUUUUGACAGCCCUGGUCCCUAUCUGUAUGUGCUUUGGAGCAUCGACCAUGUUUGGCAGUGGCUGUGUAUUUGCAGCUGGUGUAUUCUAUGGGUUAAUGGCACUUGGGAAAAAAGGAGACAGAGUAGAGAUGGCGGCAAAGGCUUCCAAUGCUUCCAAGGACAAGGAUAAUGUGGACGUUGAGAUGAACGCACAGCUGAUAGAGACAGUUGGUCGUGUUGCCGCUCAGCAAAUCUCUCAGCAUGCCUAUGCUCAGAGUGGCCCGUACCGGCAGUUCUAACUUUCUGAUCUGUCACUUCAAGAAACAGUAUCUGGCAAUUACAGGUGCUGUGAGUACAUGUAGUUUCCAGUGGGCCAUAUGUGCAAUAACUAUUGGUCUUGUAUGUGCUAGCAAAGUCUUGCUAAAUAUAGCAAUAUGUGCUGUUAUCUGCCCAUUAAAUCGGCCUGUGCAAGCCCUGUCAAUCGUUGAUUGGCUGGGUUCUGGGCAAAAGUGAGUGGUUGAGAGCACCUGCAUGCCAUAUCUUGUCCCUUAAAACUGCACAGGAGUGGGCUUGCCUUAGGAGAAAAAUAGGUCCCCAUGGCAACAUUCAAGAAAAUUUUUAAUUAAGCCUAUUUGUAUCAGGAAAUUAGGGGUCUAUUUGUAGCGCCCCUGAUAACCUAAUCCCAAGGUCAGCUAAGAGUGAUCUCUAUCCACAACUCUUGCUGAAAAUCGUUAUUACGUGUAUAGUGAGGGUAAAUAAUGCCAGUUGUGAUUAGAAAUACAGUAGGUAGAAGUAAGACUUUACAAUCAGUUGUACCAAAGCCAUCUAGUUCCAGCUGCAUGUGAUUGAUAUGGUAUGUGUUGAAGUAUGGAUAGAAUUUCUUGGCGACUAGAAGCGGGUAUUUAUACACUUAUUCCAUGUUGUGAUGCAGUUGGCUCUUAAUUCAUAUCUUUGGCCAUCCGGAUAUCCUUGCCCAACAUGCAAAUUCUGACGUUUUGUUAGAAUAGAUAGGAAAUGGGCUUUUACAUGAAAUUUGCAAUUUAUUAUUUGUUCUACAACCAAAUUACAGUUUAUACAAUGUGAAGUAGGUGUGAAACUCCAAACGUCAGAGCUAUCAGCCUCCAAAUUAUUUGGCAUGAAUAUAGGUUGUAAAGUCAAAAGUGAAUGUGAGUGAAUGAAAACUCAUUUACUUGUUCAAAUGUGUCAGUUGAGUCACAUUAUUUUAAAGUAUGUACAACUACUUUGCAAACGUCCAAUGCUGAAAACUAGUCUAUACCUUAUCAAUAUCUUGUGUAACAGUGAAGGCAAUAUUAGUUGAUCAUUAAAACUUAGCAUUGCAUUCCAGCAUUUAUUUCCAUUCAAUGUGUUUAUUUUAGAACUUGUGGUUGGUGAAUUGAGAAACAAAACAGCUAAGUGACCAAAGGUAUACACGUAGUUGAUGUUUCAUGUGAUUAUAUGGUCAAAAGUCAUUCUUAUAUAAAUUAAAUGUUUGUUACUAAGUUAUUGAAGAUAAUUAAGAUGUGUACUAUCAUUAUGUUAUCACAAUUCUGUAAUUGUGGGUAUUAUAAUCGAAGUAGGUGAGUGAGUACCAAAGAAAAACCUUAGUAUAAUGUGUGGAUAAUAGUCAUUUGGGAACUCGUAGAUAUUAGGAGUACAAGUAGCUGCAUAAGGUAUAGAAAUUGUCUUAUCGUGUCUAAGCUCUGUCGUGUCAUGUAGCAUAAAGCUUAUCUACAUGUUUGUGUAGCUAUAGCUAGCUGUGCUUUCAAUACUGCUGUGAGCAGCAGCGUAACAUUCCAACAGUAGCAUGGUAUAUGACAUGUAACAGUAGUAUUGGUUUUAUGCAUAACGAAAGAGAACCUCUUUGCAAACAACAUGAAAAACGAAGGUUGACGUAAAUAAUUGAGAACAGAUGUCUCUGGAUUAUUGUACGUGUGGCUCGUUUACAGAAAUUCAAGUGUGUUGUGCCGAAUCGGAGGAGCGACGUAAACUCGUGUCGAUUAGUUUCGCCGUCUUGGUUUUUCACGUGGCUACGAUGCUAGUCCUGUUAUUGUGUUGUUUUAUUAUUUGUAUAUAAUGUUGUGAUGGCAUUGUAGAUUUCUAUUGGUUGGUCUCCAGUAAAAAGACAAAGUAAUUGUGUAGCAUAAAGUAAA